This is a messenger RNA of Malurus melanocephalus (red-backed fairy wren), 4216 nucleotides long. RefSeq names its product solute carrier family 9 member A4 (gene SLC9A4). Gene Ontology annotation, biological process: regulation of pH; sodium ion transport; proton transmembrane transport. Bases 25 to 2367 code for a protein of 780 amino acids. Gene Ontology annotation, cellular component: membrane. Lineage: Eukaryota; Metazoa; Chordata; Aves; Passeriformes; Maluridae. The record is from RefSeq and is a predicted model, not a curated record. Gene Ontology annotation, molecular function: sodium:proton antiporter activity. The transcript is spliced from 12 exons.
AAGAAAAUCGUCACCGCCCCAGACAUGGGCUCUGCCAUGCUUGCACACGCAAAACUUUCCAACUUGCUGCUGUGGCUGUUGAGUGUGRUAUCCUGCUCUGCUGCUGCUGAUGGGGACGAGCCCAGCGUGGGCAAGAGGUCCUUGUCUCAGUAUGAACCUGAUUCUGAGGGUGCUCUUGACUCUUUGCAAGACACGAGGCUACAUGUUUUCACCCUGGACUAUGACUAUGUGCAAAUUCCGUAUGAAGUUACUCUUUGGAUUCUCCUUGCCUCUUUUGCCAAAAUAGGUUUCCAURUCUAUCACCGAUUACCACGACUCAUGCCUGAAAGCUGCAUCCUGAUUGCCAUUGGAGCACUAGUAGGAGCAAUCAUCUUUGCCUCCCAUCACAAAUCUCCACCAGUGAUGAACACUAGCAUUUAUUUCUUGUAUCUCCUCCCACCCAUUGUCCUGGAGGAGGGUUAUUUCAUGCCAACUCGCCCAUUUUUUGAAAACAUUGGGUCCAUWCUGUGGUGGUCUGUUCUGGGAGCUCUGCUAAACUCGUUUGGGAUUGGACUCUGCCUCUAUGGAAUCUGCCAGAUCGAAGCCUUYGGCCUGAGUGACCUGAACUUGCUGCAGAACCUGCUCUUUGGCAGCAUGAUUUCAGCAGUGGAUCCCGUGGCAGCUCUGGUGGUUUUUGAAGAAGCCUCAGUUAAUGAGCAGCUUUACAUGAUGAUCUUUGGAGAGUCAUUGCUAAACGAUGGCAUAACGGUGGUUUUAUAUAACAUCUUCAUCGCCUUCACCCAGAUGCACCGGUAUGAAGAAAUUGAGUUCAUCGAYGUCUUUGCUGGUUUCGCUCGUUUCUUCGUGGUGGGGYUGGGUGGAGUYGUGUUUGGMRUCGUAUUUGGAUUUGUCUCAGCAUUCAUGACUCGAUUCACCCACAACGUCUCUUCAAUCGAACCCCUGCUGGUCUUCAUGUUCAGCUACCUGUCAUACUUGUCUGCUGAGACCCUUUACAUCUCUGGCAUUUUGGCGAUGACAGCAUGUGCAGUGACAAUGAAAAAAUACGUGGAGGAGAAUGUUUCCCAGAAUUCUUAUACCACAAUAAAAUAUUUCAUGAAGAUGCUAAGCAGCAUCAGUGAGACCCUGAUUUUUGUGUUCAUGGGAGUGUCUACAGUGGGGAAAAACCACGAAUGGAACUGGGCCUUCAUUAGCUUCACUCUGCUCUUCUGCCUCAUUUGGCGRACACUGAGUGUAUUUGCUCUCUUCUACGUCAGUAACAAGUUCCGAACAUAUCCCUUYACCUUCAAAGACCAACUCAUCAUUUCUUACAGUGGCCUCCGAGGAGCCAGCAGCUUCUCUCUUGCAUUCUUGCUUCCAGUGAAUCUCUUCCCCAGAAAAAACUUAUUUAUCACUGCGACUCUUGUGGUUAUAUAUUUCACUGUGUUCAUCCAAGGAAUCACAAUUGGACCAUUGGUCAGAUACCUGGAUGUCAAAAAGACRAACAAAAAGGAAUCUAUCAAUGAAGAAAUUAAUGUACGAUUGAUGGAUCACUUGAAGGCUGGUGUUGAAGACAUAUGUGGACACUGGAGUCAUUAUCAGCUGAGAGAUAAAUUUAAGAAGUUUGACAAUAAGUACUUGAAGAAAAUUUUGAUUCGGGAACACCAGCCCAAAUCCAGCCUUGUGUCAUURUACAAAAAGAUGGAGAUAAAACUGGCCAUCGAGAUGGCUGAGAGUGGCAUGAAAAUCUCAAAAUCAUCCACUACUUCUUCACAGAGCGGCAGGAAGCAGCGUGCGCACCGGCUGUCCCCCGCAGAGGUGGAGUCCAUGAGAGAUGUGCUGGCACACAACCUGUACCGAGUGCGACAAAGGGCGCCAGCAUACAACCGGCACAAUCUACCGACUAACACGUGUGAGAAACAGGCGCAGGAAAUCCUCAUCCGUCGGGAGCACAGCCUGAGGCAAAGUUGCAGRAAAGGAAACAGCUUGCCUUGGGGUAGACCGGUUAACACCACGGAAGUACGCUACCUGUCCUUGCCUCAGGGUCCACGCCAACCCCCCAGACGAAAAGCCAGGCAUGUUACUUUUACAGAUCAGCAUAGAAGUGGCUCUGAUGCUGCACUCCCAUUAACAUCCAGAUCCCAGCCCCGCCUGCGGCCACUGGAAGCAAAACACCGCCAAGAACUGAUUCCAAUGGCAAGCUUGGAKAGACGAGCAGCUCCACCCAAUCUGUCAGGUCGAAGAGGAAAUUCGAUCAGCCGUCCCCGUUUCACCAGAGUAGACAAUCUAGCCCCAAUGYCAAAGUCUGGGUUCACUGUCAGAGAAGUAGAGGAGUAUGAGUCAGAAGAAGAGACAGAAACAAUGGCACCAGCCAGGCCAUUAGUUAUAUGAGGAGCAGAGAAGAUCAGCGUUUGCAUCUCCAGGGMCCCUGGUGCACUGCUACAAAAGAAAUAACAAAGCCUUUGUAUGAACCAAACUAUGAUUUUCCUCUGGGGACUGGUGUACUUGUCCUCGUAUCACUUUCAAGAGCUGUAUUAAGGUACUUAGUAGCUCAGAGAAGACUCAAAUUYUUAUGUGUUUAUAUCAAGCUUUAUUUCCAACAAAACACUGCAGGAAAGAGAAGAUGGUAUUUGUAGGGGUUUGGACAUGGUUUUAAACAGUACAGAARUAGCUGGGUGCAUGCAAUGUUAUGGGUGAAAGCUGACAUUGCCUUUGUUCCAUACUAUGGUCUACAUCCAGAGGAAAGAAAUAUAUAAAGGCAUCCUUGACAUGUGGAUGCACAGAUUGAUUACCUCAUCUGACACAGAACUUUUCACCUUGGAGUAGCUGCAAUUCCAGGAAAGAGUUAAAAMCAGAAAGUCACUUUUUAGGGCAUGCAAAUGUCACUGAAGAAAUCUAAGCAAGACCUUAAGUCAACAGGAUUUUCAGUGGAAAUUUUCAGCACUUGGGAACCUCUCUGUAGCUCAGGUUUUGGCUCUGCAAUAGUGCCUAAUGUCUGCKGCUGUGAUGGUCCAUGACUCCUACUACUUAAAGCAAUUUCAACAUGCAGGCUCCUAUCACUCACCUACCAUUGUUUUAAAUAAAGGAGAUAUUUUCAUUUGUUCAAAUCCAGAGCAGUUUUCAGGCUGAGGGGCUGUCAGGACUUUAUUUGUAAGCACAGGAUGGCAAGAACAUACCCAAUAUUCUUGUGAUUCAUCAAGUUGGAGGCCUCAUUGUAUAGUAUCUAACUCYUCUAUUCCCCAUUCCCACCUCAUGUGUCCAAAUGUGUGGACUGUUCUUCACACUACAACUGGACCAGCAAUGCAGACAGGAAGCAAAAAACUGGGAUUAAAGGUAAUGGGAGCCUAACCCUGCUGGCUAGCAAGAAAGAGGGGCCUUUUUCUCCCAGCUUUUUGUAGUGUGUCUGCCUAUAUGUUGUACAGAGAAGCUUUUCCAUGAAAGAAGCAGAAAUAAGCAGAGGGAUGUGCACCACAGCACUUGACCUCCCAACSUUUCUGUGGAGCUCCCUUCCAAGUGGCUCUGUGUGCCCACGCUCCAGUCUCAAUGGUGAGUCUCCCUGAGCAGGAGGAGAAACAAAAGUGUGUUCUUGAGUAACUUUAGCUAAGGUCUAACUCCCAGAUACCUAGAUCCUCUGAUGAAGUUCUUUUCUGCAGAAUGAAAGCAUCAUUGACAGUGUAUUCUCUGUUUUGGAACUGUAGUUGGGCUGAUUUUAUCCAAAGGGUUGAAUUGGGUUCAAAAGUCCAUAAACCCACCCUGACAUCCACAAUAAAAUCAAAUCUAUGGUUAUGAAGUGCACCAAAUUCAGUCAUGUUUUGGUCAGAUUUCCUCCAGUCCCCUCCACUCUGACCUUGCUUAGCUGUCCAGCUCAAGCUCUGUAAAUGCUGCUCUAAGAGUCAGACUCGAGUUAGAGAUAGCAGUUCUACCUGUAUGGUUUUCAUUUUUAUAUUGCUGUUAAGCACUUGUAUGUCCUCAUCCAUAAAAGAACUUAAAAGUCUAAGUUAUKACUUCAUCUUUCUUACAAAGGCUUUCUAGUUUAAGACAGGUAGAAUCUAAACUAACAAAUUUGAAAAGCACUACCAGAGGGAAAAAACCCUACAAGCCCUUUUCCCUGUUUUCUCAUGUUUGCAACUUWUAUGCUUAGGUUAUAAUGAAUAAUCUAUACUGAAACUGUCCAAAGCUUUAUGAAACUUGARUUCUGUUUGUGUUUCCUUAUUGUGCCAGAGAAAUUAUAUGACUUCCU